AUGUAUCAAAUCGAAGAAAAUGACAAGCGUGCUUUGCUGUACAAAAGUGAAUGCCAGUUGUUUGCGCAGAAAAUUUUGUGGAAGCCUUUCAAGCUCUUGAAAACCAUGAAUGCGGAUGCUGGAAACAGAGGCCUGGAAAUCGUUUGCUAUUCCCGCGAUGAUCACGCCAAGUGCUUAGUCAUUGGGCAGUUCAUCACAACUUGGGAUAUGCUGUUGAACAGUGCUGAACAACAAAAUACGUUUUAUGUAGGUGUUUUACAUUGCGCCUUAUCAUAA
Gongylonema pulchrum is the source of this 276-nucleotide messenger RNA. Lineage: Eukaryota; Metazoa; Nematoda; Chromadorea; Rhabditida; Gongylonematidae. The record is from the annotation of a GenBank genome assembly.